Harmonia axyridis is the source of this 3113-nucleotide messenger RNA. Its product is annotated as protein naked cuticle homolog. NCBI's taxonomy places the organism in Eukaryota, Metazoa, Arthropoda, Insecta, Coleoptera, Coccinellidae. Gene Ontology annotation, cellular component: cytoplasm. The transcript has 5 exons. Bases 648 to 2060 code for a protein of 470 amino acids. The record is from RefSeq and is a predicted model, not a curated record. Gene Ontology annotation, biological process: negative regulation of Wnt signaling pathway. Gene Ontology annotation, molecular function: calcium ion binding.
UCAUUAUUUCAAUUUAUAAAACUUGAAUCGUUCGAAAAAUUCCAAUUUCAAAUGCGUAGAUUUUAAAACUUGAAUGAAAAAAUUCCUUUUAUAUUGUGAGAUGGUUUUCUGUAUUAAUUCUGACAUUUUUUUGGUUCAAUAUAUGAAAUAAUUUCGAUUAGAUUAUAUCGAUGGAAUUCCAGAUUGUAGUAGUUUUGGAAUGAGGGGAAAUCAAGCAUCAAAUCGUAAAUAAGUUAAUGUUCAGGCCGGUUUGCUUUUGGGGAGUUCCUAAAAUAGUUCGAUUUAUUAGCAUAGCCAUUUAAAUUGCUGGGAUUUUCUAAAUUUUAUCAAUCGCUUCUGAAAUUUCGAAUUUAUGAAAUCUUCUCUGCUCUUUUUAGAGUUCAACAUUAUAAUAUUUUCUUUAUCAGUGAUUAAGCAUUUCAACUACUGGUGAUAGUGGAGAUGUGAAAGUAUCGGACACUGAAGAACUAUUAGGCAGAUAUGAUUCAGAAGACGAAAAUUUCGAUAGCAUAAGGAAUCUGUCUACUCCCUGUCAAGAAAGAUUGAGUAGAACCAGCUCAAGGUCCACCUCAAUAAAUGAGGAACAACCAAAAACUGAAGAAACACCUCGACACAUAAAAUUAGAGGAAUUCAUCUGCGAUGUCUCUAUGGACAAUAGUGAUCCAUCUGGGCAGGAAAAACAGGAAUUUUCCUUCACCCUUUACGAUUUCGACGGUCAUGGAAAAAUAACUAAAGAUGAUAUCGCUGGACUGGUGACAACUAUUUAUGAAGCAAUUGGUUCAUCGGUGAAAGUACCACACUAUGGUAGUAAAACCAUCAAAGUAAAAUUGACUGUUUCUCCUGAGAAACAAACACCAGAAAACAGUAAACCACAUGAUGCAAACAUCAAAAAUUCGAAUAUCAGAUACAAAAAAGAUAUCAACGUUACUAUUCGACAAGAUUCGAAUGCUAAAAAUGAAUGUUAUAAUGCCAAUAACAAGACCAGUAGGCAUCACUGUUGUAAAAGAGUUCAAAAACGACGGCAAAAACACACUUGCUGUAAGAAGGAAACAGAGAAUGAAGAUAAUUUGAUAUCCGACGAGUGUUCAGAUGUUUACAGUAGACUUUCAAGUGCUUCAACCAGUGAAGAUGAAUGUGAAAACGAUCUCAUUUCAGAUCAAGAACAAACAACUCAAAAAGUCAAACAAAAGAGAUACACAAAGAAAAAUAAUUCUAGAUAUACAAUACCUACAUCUUUUUUGAAAGAUAUCUACAAACAGCAAAGGAAUUUUACCAAAAAUAAGAAAGAGAGGAAUAGAUCCAGCUCCUUGCAAAGAAAGGAACUCUUAGAAAUCAUUCAAGCUAAUAUGGAGAAGAAUAAUCUCAGUUUUCAAACGAUAGGAAAACAAUGUGCCCAACAAGAUAACUCUGAGAGCAAGCCAGUGGAGUCAACAAAGCAUCAUCAUAGACAUAAGACAACAACGAAAACAGAUAGUACUUUCAAUAGCUGCAUCAAUAACACUCAGUUUUACGUAGAUCUCUCAUCUCUACAAAAUGCAACUCACUUGCCAACAGCUUACAAAUACGACAAAUUAAUAGACGCUGUUAUAGGAGUAUCAAAUAGAAGGAACAAUCAAGGAAAACAUAAUAAAAAACACAACAAAAUCAACUCAGAUUGUGACAAUCCAGUGGAGUAUCAAGUGAUAAAUGAAGAUGUAGUCAAAGCACCUUCCAAUUUGAAAAGAAGCAACGAUUCAGCAAAUAAAAAAAACGCGAAGAAGGCACAAGGAGUAACAGGGCACACAUCUUCACCACAUUACCUCAAACACAGAAACCGACAGGAAGACCAAGCUAGAGCAAUGGCUCAGGUUGUUCGUUGGUUGGAGCAAGAAUUUUCCUCUAAUCUCACAAUGAAAAACAAAUGGGAAAGGGUUAACCAACAUAACGGAUUUUCAUCAGAGAAAGACAACACAAACUGUCCGAAUACAAACAAAAAUGUCGAGAGACACGAACACCAUCAUGUUCAUGAACAUAUUCAUCACCAUUAUCAUCAUUAUCAAGAGACUCCUUUCAUAGUGUGAAUGGAAAAUGUUUUAUUUAUUUCAAAAGGUGAAUUCACUUAAAUGAUUGCUUAAAAUCGUUGUACUUAUCAUUCCCAGGUAAUUUUUUUCUUGGGAGUUGGACCCAAAACCUGAAAAUUGUUUUUGUUGAUAUUUUUUUUCUUUGAGAUUGGUCAUUUUCAAGCUGGUUUCAUACUGAAUUUAAGGAAUUUCGCUAAAGUUGCACAUGCACUUUAUCAAAACAUACUUUUAACUUUUUGUUUCCGAAGAUUAUUUGAGUAUUGUUACUCCAACUUUAUUGGAAUGUUCCACUGUGAAAUUUAAAAAUUUCAGAAUAAAUUCUACGAUAACUGUAUGUGAAACCAGUUUUAUUUGUACGGUUUCAAUUUUAGAGUAUUAUGUCCAAUAUAAUAACAGAUAAUGUUGGAAAGUGAGAAAUUAAAUGAAUCUAUUAUUUAUUGAUAAUUCGUCAACAAUAACGAGCCUCUCUAUUUUGCUAUAUCGCUUGUUUAAGAGAAAUUUUUAUGGAUUUGUAUUCAACAGGGUUUGAAAUUCUGAUUUAUUAUAAGCUCUAAAAUGUGAGGUUGAUAAAUUCUUCAAGGAAAAUAUGUGUUGAGAAAUUUUAUAGAUUUAUCCUAUGUAGCAAAAUAAGGAAGUAAUUGAAUCUCUGUACUUUCGUUAACAUCAAAAUUAUUUUUUACUCAAAUCGACUUAAUUUAAGUUUGUCUUCUUUAUUUGUUGUAUGGUUACUAGUCUAUAAUUUCAAUUAAGUAUUUAUUUUUUCAUCAGAUAGUAUAUAAUUGGAAAGUCAGUAUUGAUAUUUUUUGCAUUUCUUGAGUUGUUUUUACUAUUAUUUUAGUCAGUCGAUUUAUCAUCAGUUUGAUGAUUCUAUUUUAGUAAUGAACUUUGCUACCUCUGUUUUCAAACACUAAUGUGGUAUGAUAAAGAAAUGUAAGAGUAACAUUCACCUGAUUUUUUUUUUCAGGGAUUUGUUGAAUCUUCGCUGUACAUAAUUUUUAUCUUUUCACAUUGAGAAUUGUAUUGAAUAUUAUUUAUUAAAAAAAAAAACAUUAA